AAGGGGUUCAGAUUCCAAAUAAUUGGGUCCUGGUUUAAAAAUAAAAACAUCGGAAUGUUAAAACUUUGCAAGUUUUCAUGAAUGAAUUUUGUGAUUUACUUUCUUGUGCACUUAAUCAUAUUGAUGAUCUCCUUCUGUGCCCCCACACUUUCUCUUAAAUAUUCCAACUUCCAGAAUUCACAGCUAGGACCUAGGACAUGAAGGAGCUAUAGCAAAAAUGUAACCACAUAAUCGGUUAUUAGCAAUGGAUUGUUCUUUUAAUGCUGGCAUUUUUGUGUAUCGGUGCUGUGCUCAUUAGCUACUAGCUAGCUUUAAUGACAAAAAUGAUUCAAUCAAAAUUGCCAACUUAUAUAGCUAGCCAACUCAAGAAGUUUGUGAACAAUGUGCGUAGCUUUAUUUCUUUGGCAAUCCCACCCACUCUAUCCGUUCCUUCUUUUGAAUAACAGGGAUGAAUAUCACAAUAGGCCUACGAAGCCAGUGUCAUGGUGGGAAGGUUGUGAUAUAGUGGGAGGGAGGGACGAAAUAGCAAAGGGUACAUGGUUAGCUUGUUCCACACAAGGAAGGGUGGCUUUUCUGACCAAUGUUUUGGAGCUUCAUACACUCCCUGUGGCCAAAAGUCGAGGAGACCUACCCGUUCUGUUUCUCAAGAGCAACAAGCAUCCCAAAGAAUUUGCAGAAAGCCUGAAAACAGAGGCUCCAUGUUACAAUGGCUUCAACUUAAUCGUGGCCGAUGUUACAUCAAAAUCCAUGGUUUACAUCUCCAAUAGGCCCAAGGGACAACCUAUUACCAUUCAAGAGGUUCCGCCAGGGCUGCAUGUUCUUACAAAUGCAAAGUUAGAUUCGCCAUGGCAUAAGGCUCUGCGCCUUGAAUUCAGUUUUAGACAACAUGUUGCCAAAUAUGGGGAAGGUGAGAUACCUGUGCAGGAGGUAAUUCAGAAGCUAAUGAAGGACACAGUUAAAGCUGACAAAAAUUUACUACCUCGUAUAUGCUCACUUGAUUGGGAAUUCAAUCUUAGCUCCAUUUUUGUUGAAGUACAAACACCAAUGGGUCUAUAUGGUACUAGGAGUAGUGCUGCCUUAACCGUGAAAUCAAGUGGACAUGUAAGCUUUUAUGAACUUUAUCUCGAUGGCCACAUGUGGAAGGAGCAUGUUAUUGAUUUCCAUAUCCGAAAGUUGAAGUGGAUAGAGGCUAUAUAGAGAUUCAUGGAUGAAGUAACCUACGCAAGAGCAAUAAAAGAAAAAGAAAUAAUAGCUUGCUAGCUUUCUAUAAUGUAUUCCACUAGGAUAUAAACCCGUGCUAUGCACGGGGUCUUCAUAUGUAAUUUUUUGAGGUUUAUGAUUAAUAGAAUUUUAUAGAAACUAACUGUGCGUACGUUUAUAAAUAGGGGUAAUAUCACAAUUAUAUUAUGA
Messenger RNA from Lotus japonicus, 1410 nucleotides. RefSeq lists its product as uncharacterized. The record is from RefSeq and is a predicted model, not a curated record. The coding region runs from base 382 to 1197 and encodes 271 amino acids. The transcript has 6 exons. Lineage: Eukaryota; Viridiplantae; Streptophyta; Magnoliopsida; Fabales; Fabaceae.